AUGAAGAUUACAAGAGAAAAAUAUGACAAAAAAUACGAUAUAAACAUCACCAUUGAUAUCGCCGAAGAAACAUCUGCAAAGAUAGCAACCUCGCCACAACAAUCGCCAUUGCAACAACCCAUUAAUUGCAACAACAACAACAGCAAUAGCCUCACCACAACCGCCACUACUUGCAACAACAACAGCAGCAUAUGCAGCGAUAGCAACUCCACCACGACCUCAGUCAGCUCAAAAUCCAUCACCUCCAACAGCAACAACGACCACAGCCACCACAACCACCAUACCCCCUCCACCAACAACUCCACCAAAAAUCACCUCCUCUGCCACCAACAACAGCCACCUCCACCACAACUGCCAUACCUCCUCCACCAACGCCUGCACCGCCAACCCCCGCCACUCACAGCCGCCCCCACGCCUCCAACAACCACCGCCAACCCCCGCCACUCACAGCCGCCCCCACGCCUCCAACAACCCCCGCCACUCACAGCCGCCCCCACGCCUCCAACAACCCCCGCCACUCACAGCCGCCCCCACGCCUCCACCAACCCCCGCCACUCACAGCCGCCCCCACGCCUCCAACAACCCCCGCCACUCACAGCCGCCCCCACGCCUCCACCAACCCCCGCCACUCACAGCCGCCCCCACGCCUCCAAACCACCGCCAACCCCCGCCACUGGAGAACCAGGAACCCAACCCCAGGGAAGCCCCGCGCCGGACUUCCUUAGGCUUCACGGGCACGGCAUCCCUCGGCAGGUCACGAAGACAUGUAUGCUGUAUACGUAUGCUGCAUUCACGCCCCUGGCCAUGUGUGUCUGCGUACGCGUGCGGCGAUCUCGCGUGCGAGGUCUAUAUGCUUGA
Messenger RNA from Penaeus monodon (black tiger shrimp), 858 nucleotides. Its product is annotated as extensin-like. The record is from RefSeq and is a predicted model, not a curated record. NCBI's taxonomy places the organism in Eukaryota, Metazoa, Arthropoda, Malacostraca, Decapoda, Penaeidae. The coding region runs from base 1 to 858 and encodes 285 amino acids. The transcript has 3 exons.